AAAAAAAAACUAUGCUUGGCCGAUAAGAAAUUAAAUAUCUUUUGAACUUCUCAUGACUAUAAGAGUAGGAUGAUAUCAGAAGACAAAAACCAUCAUUUGAAAAGAAAAAAUAAAUCUUCAACACAACUUAUAGAAAUGGCAGAAGUGAAGUUGCUUGGUGUUGGUGGUAGCUCUUAUAGUCGCAGAGUUGAAUGGGCUCUGAAGAUUAAAGGAGUGAAGUAUGAAUUUACAGAAGAAGAUUUACAGAGUAAAAGUCCUCUGCUUCUUGAAUCCAAUCCAGUUCACAAGAAAAUCCCAGUGCUAAUUCACAAUUGCAAGGCCAUUUGCGAGUCUAUGGUCAUUCUUGAAUACAUUGAUGAGACAUUUGAAGGCCCUUCCAUUUUGCCUCAAGACCCUUAUGAACGAGCAAUUGCACGUUUUUGGGCUAAGUUCCUUGAUGGAAAGUGCUUGGAAGCCGUGGGGAAAGCACUAUGGAGCAAAUUUGGAGAGGAAGAAGAGAAGAGCAAACAAGAAGCAUAUGAGGUGCUUAAAAUUGUCGACAAUGAACUCAAGGACAAGAAGUUUAUUGGGGGAGAUAAUAUUGGAUUUGUUGAUGUUGCUGCUAAUUACAUCCCAUUUUGGCUUGAAAUUGUUGAAGAGGCUACUGGGGUUGUGUUGGUCACAAGUGAAAAGUUUCCACAUUUGUGUGCUUGGAGAGAUGAAUACCUCAAUUGUAGUGAAGUUAAAGAAAAUCUUCCUGAUAGGGACACAAUGCUUGGUUUUUUCAAAGCUAAAGUACUAGCUGCAACUGUUGCUAAAUGAAUAUCUAUCUAAUUUGUAAAAUUUUAAGAUCUUGUGUGUGGAAUAAAACUCUUCAUUAGAGGAA
Lycium ferocissimum is the source of this 865-nucleotide messenger RNA. Its product is annotated as probable glutathione S-transferase. Gene Ontology annotation, biological process: glutathione metabolic process. Lineage: Eukaryota; Viridiplantae; Streptophyta; Magnoliopsida; Solanales; Solanaceae. The transcript is spliced from 2 exons. Gene Ontology annotation, cellular component: cytoplasm. The record is from RefSeq and is a predicted model, not a curated record. Bases 70 to 801 code for a protein of 243 amino acids. Gene Ontology annotation, molecular function: glutathione transferase activity.